Molecule: messenger RNA, 3969 nt
Organism: Brienomyrus brachyistius
Lineage: Eukaryota; Metazoa; Chordata; Actinopteri; Osteoglossiformes; Mormyridae
Product: alpha-1,3-mannosyl-glycoprotein 4-beta-N-acetylglucosaminyltransferase A-like
Exons: 13
Coding region: 735-2369 (544 amino acids)
Biological process (GO): protein N-linked glycosylation
Cellular component (GO): Golgi stack; endoplasmic reticulum-Golgi intermediate compartment; endoplasmic reticulum
Molecular function (GO): acetylglucosaminyltransferase activity
Source: RefSeq, a predicted model, not a curated record
CCCCGCCCCCUCGCUGGCCCUUUGCAGGGAGGUGCAUCUCACCCUGACUUCCUGAUACAUCCUGUCAGCUUCUCACUCAGACUUGUGAAUAUUGCUAAGUUCUGUUUACCUCGGAGAUCAAAAAUCGAAGCUGGGAUGACAUCACAUCCGAGUUACAUUCCUGUACAAGAAGUCGGAAAGGCAUUUAGCAAAAAGCAGGAUUUCUUGCUUAGCUGGAUAACUCAUGAGAUUUAAGGUUCCCCAGUUUAAAUGACCUUUAUCUUAGUUUUUUUUUUGCACUUUGAAUCUGUCCAGCUAAGCAAGAAUUCCUGCUUUUUGAAACAGGCCCCAGCCAGGUUAACUAUUAACCAUUGUUAGCCAUAUCAGUUGAUAACAAUGCAUUAUGCAAUGUUUUGUUCAUAAAAACACCAUAGCAACACAUCCACAGGUAGUGGUUGUGUGUACGACUGAUUUAAUGAGUCAUAAAAAAGACAAAGUGUUAAUAGACAGUAUGUAAGUACCUGUUGCAAAAGUUCCUCCGACUUUUUCGAGUCUGAACUUCUGACUUCGAGUGGCGUUCCAGUUGAAAUUUCUGACUAGGAACUCUGAACUCUCCACCCCACAAUCUCAGCGUCUCAUGCUGUCUGAUUUCGUCCUCCUUCCGGGUCGCCCUGCGCUUUCUACGUCAACAGACUCUUAAAGCGACAGGCUCGAAACAUCAGACCUCAGAGGAUGUUCACGGGAUAUGGGGGUCGAUGAGUAUUAAGGUAACUUUUUGUUGUGUGUGUGCCUCUCCCCCUCCCCCAAUAGAGAAGCUGAUAGCCUACCAACGGGAGUUUCAUGCCUUAAAAGAACGCCUCCGCGUGGCGGAGCACCGUACACUGCAACGCUCCACGGAGCUGAACAACAUCCUGGAGCAGUUCAGGCGCGCAAUCGCAGAGACCAAUGGCAGCAGGGACACCCUCAGUAACUUCUCAGGGUGGGUAGAGGGGAUGCGCGCACUUCAGCAUGCAGACGGACGGGGCGUCGUGACCAUGGACUUCAUUUCCUCCUCAGUUGAAACCCAGAAGCUGCUCAAAGAACUGGCUCACAAGAAACCUCUCCAGGUGCCAAAUAUCUACUAUCACCUGCCUCACCUUCUCAACAAUGAGGAGAGCCUCCGCCCUGCCGUACAGGUGGGGCUGGGCAGGACCGGGGUCUCCAUGGUGAUGGGGAUCCCCACGGUGCGCCGGAAGGUGAAGUCUUACCUAGCGGAGACGCUGCACUCGCUGGUGGACAAGCUUUCAGCCGAUGAGCGGCAGGACUGCGUGCUGGUGGUGUUCGUGGGGGAGACGGAUACAGACUAUGUGCGCAGCGUCGUUGACGACCUGGAGAAGGAGUUCUCCGCGGAGUUCAGCUCUGGUCUUCUAGAGGUCAUCUCCCCGCCAGCCAGCUACUACCCUGACCUCAACAACCUGAAGGAGACCUUUGGCGACUCCAAGGAGCGAGUUCGGUGGCGGACCAAGCAGAAUCUGGACUACUCCUUCCUGAUGAUGUACGCAGUGAGCAAAGGCGUGUACUACGUGCAGCUGGAAGAUGACAUCGUUGCCAAGCCCAACUACUUCGCCACCAUGAAGAACUUUGCUGUUCAGCUCGCCUCUGAAGAUUGGAUGAUCCUGGAAUUUUCUCAACUUGGAUUCAUCGGGAAGAUGUUCCAGGCUCCAGAUCUCAACCUCAUUGUGGAGUUCAUCUUCAUGUUCUACAAGGAGAAACCCAUCGACUGGCUGCUCGACCACAUCCUCUGGGUCAAAGUCUGCAAUCCCGAGAAGGACACGAAGCACUGUGAGAGGCAGAAAUCCAGUCUGCGUGUCCGCUUCCGGCCCUCCUUGUUCCAGCACGUGGGACUGCACUCCUCUCUGGCUGGAAAGAUCCAGAAGCUGACGGACAAGGACUUCCUGAAGCCGCUGCUCCACAAGAUCCACGUGAACCCACCUGCAGAGGUGUCCACCACGUUGAAGGUGUACCAGGGUCACACGCUGGAGAAGACCUACUUGGGGGAGGACUUCUUCUGGGCCAUCACUCCCACUGCUGGUGACUACAUCCUCUUCAAGUUUGACCGGCCCGUCAGCAUUGAGAGGUAUCUGUUCCGCAGCGGAAAUCAGGAGCACCCUGGUGACAAGAUCGAGAACACCACAGUGGAGGUUCUGCCGUUCUCGGACACUGGACUACAGACCAAAUAUAAACAGACGGAGGAUCAUUUCUACAGAAUCGGUCAUUUUGAGAACGGCGUCGCAGAGGCGUCUGUCGAUCCCACCUUCAACCCUGUGGUGGCGCUACGCCUCUCCGUGCUUCAGGACUCUGCCGUGUGGGCCAUCUUGAGUGAGAUCCACAUCAAGAAAGUGACCACUUAGUUGGCCUCCAGCCAGAAGGGGGCGCUGCGGGGCCUCUCCCAGGCAUGGAGACGUCGAUGGAAAGCCCUCCAGUGGCACUUCCUGCCAAACACUGAUUGCCGCUCCCAAGCUCUACCUCGAGCGAAUGUGAACACUACUGUUUAAAAAAAAAAAAAAAUACUCGAGGGAAAAUUCCCAAGACGUGUGACGCAGGUGUGGCUGCUUAAGUGGAAGGGUGUCUCAUUGCUGAAGGUGAGGGAGGGGGUACUUUGUAUGUUAUUGCACUAAAAGAGGAGCAAUAGGAGAAGCAGGCUGCCUGUGAGGAUGAAGACAUACUGAUAGGUAUGCUGCUGCUGAUGUGGCAGCUGUCUCCAAAUAUUUGCCAUUAUCUUUAGUGGGUGAAGGCUAACUUUCUGUAAAUAUAUACAUACAUUUUUGUUUUUUUGCCAAAGUGUUGCUUUAAGUGGAAAAUCUGAUCUGACCUUAGUCCGGUUGAUCUCUCUGACUUUAGCAUGUAAAUAGAAAUCCGUCGUACCGAAUUUAAGUCCGUCCGUGGUCGUAGGUUUAAUCAUUUACUUUUUUUUUCUUUCAAGUACUGCAGUACUUGAUGAUCAGACCUUAUUUACUUUCACAGAAAGCAGACUAAGACCCUUCAGCUAUGGGGAAACCUUGAGGAGGAACUAUACUCUUAUUUAUUGACUUGUAUUAUUUAUACAAGUGUUUUUUUUUUCUUUUUGUGACGAACUUGACAGAUGUUUUAUAUUUUUUUUCUCUCUUGAACGAAUCUUCUGAGGCUUUUUGCCACAUUUGCGGCUCAGCGCGGUACUGGAGUGGGCGUGUCCCAAACCUGUGCCUUAACUGCCACACCUCCCGUAAGGGGCGGGGCCUCGCUCUGUACAGCGUACCGCGUGGGCGGACUAUGGGGGGGGGGGGUGCAGGAAGGACAGGGGCAGUUUUUUUUUUUUUUUGUCUCCUUAUAUACUUGUUUUUUUGUAAAUGUGAAAAUAAGCCUGCCAUGUCAUUCAGUGUCAAAGUAGCCAUUGCCGAUUUCCCAGGAUACCUUGCUGCACUGCAGUCACAUGAUCCUGAUGUGUGUUGUCGCUAACGUGCCUGCUCACUUUGAGCCAGAGGAUGGUGACCUGGGGUUUGACUGGCUUUCUCUAUGUUCGAAGUUGCCCAACUUACCAAUGAUGUCUGGGCGAGGUCACCUGAUCAUAGACGACUAAAUGCGAAUGAAGACAAAUGCAUAUUCAGAAGGGAAGCAAUGACUUAAUGAUGAGUAUAUGAUGGGUGAUCAAACGGUGCUCUUGUACUGAAGGGUAGGGUCUGGCUGGGGAGGAGUUUUGUAUAAAAUUUAAGUUAUUCUUUCCAAUUGAUGAACAAAGUGGUGGUUUCCUUAGUAACACCCCUGACUCCACCCCACUGCCAGGGAUCACCCUCCACCCCCCGCUCAAGUUCUGCUCCUGAAUCAUCAGUCACACGCUUGUGAGCUUCAGCAAGGUAAAGGUGGAGAGGGUGUUGCAUACUGCCCUCCAGCAACCCCAAGCAGGUUUCGUGCCUUCAUCACUUAUGUCAGAGAUAUUCCAUGGAUAUUGCAGAAAUAAAGUAGGAAUUGUUCCCA